Molecule: messenger RNA, 2263 nt
Organism: Pezoporus occidentalis (night parrot)
Lineage: Eukaryota; Metazoa; Chordata; Aves; Psittaciformes; Psittacidae
Gene: FST
Product: follistatin
Exons: 6
Coding region: 595-1563 (322 amino acids)
Biological process (GO): cell differentiation; regulation of BMP signaling pathway; multicellular organism development
Molecular function (GO): activin binding; protein binding
Source: RefSeq, a predicted model, not a curated record
GGGAUAUUCCCCCGCGCCCAGCGACAUCCCGUCUGGCCGAUCCUGGCCCUUCGCUGCCAUUGGAGUAAGGAGGCAGGAUCGAGACCUGGCUGGAUUAGCACCAUAAUCAAUUGGUACUGAGUUGCUGGAGAAGUCACAUUGGUUAUUCACGAGAGACUCAUCCCAACCAAAACUCUCCAGCUGAAAAAGGGGGAGUUGCUUGGACUAAUGUUCUUGGCUUGACUCCACGAAUAACAGGGAUACUAGUAAAAAAAUAAAAAGGGGGAAAAAAAAAAUCCCCAAACCCACUCUAUCCGGUGUAAGGUCAGUGUACUUUCUUCUGAAAUGCGUGCGGGAGAGACGGCACCUACAACUUUUCCAGCUUGAUCGAUUUCUAAAACUCUGUAGGGACCUCCUACUCUGUGUGCCCUUGUAUUUUAUGUACUUUGCUCACUUUUUGGGAGCUCUGCUGAUUCAUUUUAGUGAAGGAAAGACAUUUGUUAAUAGAAGCAGCAAAAUGUGGGGAUUUCGAAAGACCUCGCUAAGAGCAAAUGUUCCCAAUUCGUGCAGAUUGCAAAAUGGGCUGAGACUGAAACACUGUGCGGCACUAAAACAAUGCUGCUGUGCAGCCACGCUGGGAACUGCUGGCUCCGGCAGGCGCGGAACGGCCGCUGCCAGGUCCUCUACAAAACCGACCUCAGCAAGGAGGAGUGCUGCAAGACCGGCCGCCUGACGACUUCGUGGACGGAGGAGGACGUCAACGACAACACGCUUUUUAAGUGGAUGAUUUUUAAUGGGGGAGCUCCAAACUGCAUCCCGUGCAAAGAAACAUGCGAGAACGUGGACUGUGGACCCGGGAAGAAAUGUAAAAUGAACAAGAAGAACAAACCUCGGUGUGUUUGUGCUCCGGAUUGCUCUAAUAUCACUUGGAAGGGUCCCGUGUGUGGCUUAGAUGGGAAAACCUACAGGAACGAGUGUGCCCUUCUCAAAGCCAGAUGUAAAGAACAGCCCGAACUUGAAGUCCAGUAUCAGGGCAAAUGCAAAAAGACCUGUAGGGAUGUCUUAUGCCCCGGCAGCUCCACGUGUGUGGUUGACCAAACUAACAACGCCUACUGUGUGACAUGUAAUCGAAUUUGCCCAGAGCCUACCUCCCCUGAACAGUAUCUAUGCGGGAAUGAUGGCAUCACUUACGCCAGCGCCUGCCACCUGAGGAAAGCUACUUGUCUACUGGGCAGAUCCAUUGGAUUAGCCUAUGAAGGAAAAUGCAUCAAAGCCAAAUCCUGUGAAGACAUUCAGUGCAGUGCUGGGAAGAAAUGCCUGUGGGAUUUUAAGGUUGGCAGAGGUCGGUGCGCCCUCUGCGAUGAGCUCUGCCCUGAAAGCAAGUCAGACGAGGCAGUCUGUGCCAGCGAUAACACCACUUACCCAAGUGAGUGUGCCAUGAAAGAGGCAGCCUGCUCCAUGGGUGUGCUUCUAGAAGUAAAGCACUCUGGAUCUUGCAACUCCAUUAAUGAAGACCCAGAGGACGAAGACGAAGAUGAAGACCAGGACUACAGCUUUCCUAUAUCUUCCAUUCUAGAGUGGUAAAAGCUCCAUCACUUAUUGGAACAGCCAUUGGGCACAAAAUCAAUGUCCAUACUGUACAUAAGUGUAUGCCUAUUUAUUUUGGGGAGAAAAAAAAAAAAGUAUACAUAUAGUUGAGUCUCGUAGACAUUUAUUUAUACUGUGUCAUGUUUUAUAAUUUAUACAUAAAAUGUCUGGUUGACUGUACACCUUGUUUUUUGAAGAAAUUUAUUCGUUACGGGAAGAGCAGUGUUAUUUAUUGUGAGGUCUCUUGCUUGUAAAGUAAAGCUUUUCUUUUUUCUUGCAAACUAUAAAAGUCCAUUCCUUAGAGCUUACCCACAUGAUCUCAUCUGUUUCACUGAUGUUAACUCUUUUCCACUUUAACAAACUUGCAUGUUGGUUUCUAUUAUGUUUAUUUAUUGGAUUUUCUUCUUGCCGGUUCUGUACGUAAAAGCUCCUCGGGUUUUUGUUUACAAGGAAUCUUGACUGACCAAAAGGCGUUGUAACUGACUUAAGUAUACUUCCAGGGUGCAGUGAGGCAAUCUUUAAGGAAACUUCUUCCACUUCGCUUUCCUUUACUGAUCACAUCAUGUACUGAAGUGAUCUCAAUGUUCUGAGCAUUUAUACUGUACUAUACAAAUUCCAGACCCAAAGAAAUCGGAUUAUGAAGGUUGUUAACUACAGGGCUUACUGUAAUAAGAAUAAAGGUUUUAUUUUAUUUUUA